Thyridium curvatum is the source of this 3174-nucleotide messenger RNA. RefSeq lists its product as uncharacterized. The record is from RefSeq and is a predicted model, not a curated record. NCBI's taxonomy places the organism in Eukaryota, Fungi, Ascomycota, Sordariomycetes, Thyridiales, Thyridiaceae. The transcript has 4 exons. Bases 1 to 3174 code for a protein of 1057 amino acids.
AUGAGGCCCUCGUGGGUUAUCACUCUUUUCACGCUGGGCGGCACAUUUGCGCGCCCCCAGGGUCCAGGAAAUUUUCAGAUUCAGAGGAACGACUCUUUUGUCCAGAACACAGCAGCCAAUGCGACCAUCACUGUGACCAUUGCCUCCACUGCCGCGUCGACUACCACCUGCUCCUCCACCACCACGGCUGGUCCACUGGCCACGCUAUUGCCUGUCAUCCACGAUGAUCAUGACUUGAACGAUAUCGUGCACUUGACCCCCCAAUGCGCCGGUGCUGGCGCCCCAAUCCACUAUGCUGUUGAAAGCCAACCAGACCAGGCUGGGAUUUUCGCCGUAGCGACACCGAAAUGGAAAUGCCCCUCGGUUGUGCUUGACCAUUCAAUAUUGAUCGCGAGCGUCGAAUUACGAGAUGGAGUUUUGAUCAUACACUUUGCAGACAAAGCAUCCUUCGAUCACUGCCUCUCAGAGUGGACUGCUGGCGAGAUGGUGCUGGUCACGUACACGGAGGGUUGUGGCGACUAUCACCUUGGCCAACGGUGCUAUUACCAUACGUUUAAGAUUGUCUUUGAUGCUGGGUCACUAUCAUGCUUCGCCUUCGGACAAGCUCGGCCCAUCGAAGAGAUCACCGUUGAAGUCAACGUGUGGUGGGGGACUUUGGGCGGCAUCAGCUACGGGUCCCCUGGUGGUUCGGGAGGUGGUUCUGAGACAAGUGGUGGUGGUACAGCAACGACAUCAGCCGCCCCAAGCAGCACCUCAUCCUGCGUGGCUCCUAUCGACACCAAGUACGGCCUCCCAACGGCGUGCCUUGGACCUUACUUUGACGACGACCUAGACAGUGGUCUGGGCUACUUCAAUACCAGCGACUUUGGCUAUAGUUCGGUUUUGAGCAGGGAAGAUGUCGACAAUAUAUGGAUCACCGAUUCUGUUCAAAGACGCUGGGCUGUGUGGAGCUCCGUUGUCAGCUCCGUGCGCAAGUUCGCCAACAAGACCAAGGAAGGCAUCAAGCAGAUUACCACAGCUGCAAAGGAAGCCGCCCAGGCCCUCGGAGCAAACAUAAAGAAGGCUGGGACCACAGCAGCAAAGAUCAGUGCCCAGAUCGUUGAUGUCUAUCAAACCGCGGCGCAGCUGGCAGUCAACGUAGUGCUGGGAAAGCCCAACACAUUUGAGAAGGAUUUCGACAAGCUGUUGCUUCCGCGUCCUGCAAAGGAGUGUGAGGAGGACGCCAAGAACGGGAAUUCCGAGAAGACAAAGAACUCCUGCAAGCCCAAAGGCGACGCUAAGGGCGUGAAGACCCCUUGGGGUGAUAGUGCAGUGCUCCUCAAGACUAUCGGCACACUGCCCGAUACCAAAGACUUGUUGCCCGUAGGCGGCAAGAAACAGACAACUAUCAAAAGGGCGAGCUUCAUCAACAUCUACUGCGUUCAGUGUGGAAUCCAGGGAUCCAUGAAGACCAAAGGCAAUGUCACCAUACAGGCUCUUCGAGGCAUCACUGAAGGCUUCCUUGAAGCCAACCUCGACAUGUCAGUCGGCCUCGGAUUGGGUAUCUACGCGCAGUACUUGUACGAAGACAAGUUCCGGAAGAAUUUGUGGGACAUUCCUCUAUCGCCUUUUACGCUAGGGUUCAUCACCGUGGGCCCAAUCUUGUCCGUUGGCACCGAGCUGAGGUACAACCUCAACAUGACUGGAACAAUGCUGGCUCGAGCAGAUGUGAGCAUUGCACGUGCUCAUUUCGUGUAUGACUUCAGGGAUGGAGGCAAGACGGUGUCGCGGGGCUUCAAGCCCGAAUUCAAGCCAUCGUUCAGAGCGGACGGCGAGAUCAACGCCGCGGUGCAGUUCGGCGUGCCGCUCGCCCUAGAGUUCGGCAUCACCACCUUCAAUGGUUGUGAGCGCUGCAAGGGCACUAUCGGCAUUGAAGAUAUGCCCUCUAUCAAAAUUGCAGCUGCAAUCUCUGCCUACGUCAGCUACAAUAACGCAUCUAAGGGUAUCGAGGCCGGUCUGACACCACUGAACGGUUGCAAAGGGAUCUCGACAACAUUGAGUGCAAGGAAUGAUGUGAACGCCGUUGCUAAGGGAUUCGGUUUCAUUCAAAAGAACUGGACAAUUUACGAGACCAAGGACUAUGUUCUCGCUUCAUAUUGUAUUGGAGAAAAAGUCAGCACCACGAAGCGAUCGACAGAUCUUUGGUCUGGCAGUCACAUUGGCUUUGAGGAGCCCAGAGCACGCCGCGACCUUUCCAAUAGCAGCGCUGCCUCGCAGACGCCCACUACCCUGCCCAGCACCACUGCAUUUCAGAAACUUCAAGCGACCAGUGGGGCUAGCUCGAGCCAGAUUUACGAUCUUACACCCUUUAUAGUUGAAGAAGUCGAAGAUCUCGGGUUCAAUGGUCCUUCACUUCCGUCGACCCCCUAUGAUCUAGACGAAAGCGACUUCGAUGGGUUCUGGUUCAGUACGCUCGGGCUUCAAGGGUCCAGUGGGCAGUAUGUGCUUGCCGCGUGCAAUGAUGGCAAUGUCUACCUUCAAGAGAAGUCCGCUCAGAACGACUUGCCCUUCUACCAGACAUGCACCACGCUCUGGGCCGGGUUUGACAACACCGUUAUUUCAACCCCCACCGGCGAGGUACUGCACUACUAUGCAAAUACCAUGUCCCUUUUGAACGUCAGUCGCCUGAGAACAGCAGAGGAAACGCACAUCCCAGGAACAUCCGUCUACGUCGCUCUUACGCCUUUCUACUACUCGCCCGACGACGCAAAUACUAGCAUGUUGGCCGCCGUCGAUCCCGAGGGCAACAUCUUCUUCCCCGCCGUCUGCACAUACAAGGGUGACGGACAGGGCGCCAAGAUCUACUUGAUCGGCGAUGACAUUGAAGCCGGGCUGGAACUACUACGCUCCCCUGACCUGGAAUAUAGUAUCACUAAUGGCGAGGUUGACGAGUGCUACCUCCUCUUUCUCGACAUCACCUCAAGGCAGGACGGUGCAUGGGCUGCUGACGAUGCCGGUGCGUCAGAGCGGUAUGAUGCUGAUCCACUUGACGUUGCAUUUGACGACCAAUACUUCACUGCCGACGGCACCCUUGACCUCCCUGAUUAUGCCGAGCUGCCAGACGCUGGCGAUACUGAGUUGAGGGAUCUUCAGGAGGUAUAUGAUGAUGAUACGUUUGAGAGUGAUGGGUUCUAG